Molecule: messenger RNA, 1389 nt
Organism: Leguminivora glycinivorella
Lineage: Eukaryota; Metazoa; Arthropoda; Insecta; Lepidoptera; Tortricidae
Exons: 4
Coding region: 1-1389 (462 amino acids)
Biological process (GO): chromatin remodeling
Cellular component (GO): nucleus
Source: RefSeq, a predicted model, not a curated record
AUGCAGCGGUCGGGCCGCGGCCGCGGGCCGCGAUUACGGCCGCCUGGCUCCGCCCGCGUCCAGCCUGCCGCCGCGCCCGCGCCCGCGCCCGCGCCCCGGCGGCUGGCGACACCGCACAAUGCUGCAUGCACUAGUACCCAAAGAAACGGAGUAGGCAUCAUCCUGAAUCCGCACCUAAAGCAACGAAUCAUCAAAAUAGAGAGGAAGAGCGACAGGCUUAUUGUCAUCAAACUGGCAAUGGACAAUCAACAGCCGCUGAAUAUUGUAUCUGCGUACGCACCACAAAUAGGGUGUCCAAAUCAAGAGAAGCUACAUUUCUGGGAGGACUUUGAUGAGAUCAUGCAAAACAUACCAUCCAACGAGUACAUUCAUAUAGCAGGAGACCUAAACGGUCACGUCGGAGAAACCUCGCAACUUUACGACGCCGCCCACGGAGGAUAUGGAUAUGGGUCUGCAAACCAGCAAGGCAUUACUAUAAUGAACUUCGCAAUUAAACAUAGUUUAAAAAUUGUCAACACCUGCUUUAAAAAGAAAGUAGAACACCUAAUUACUUAUAAAUGCGCACAAUACAGCACACAGAUCGAUUACAUACUGACAAACAACAGCAUCAUCAAACAAUACAAAGACUGUAAAGUUAUUCCGGGAAAUGCGCUCACGACACAACAUAGAUUACUUGUAGCGACUAUGAAACUACCUAAACCUCUUAAAGGGUACGCCAAGAGCUGGUUAUUAACCACUUACUUCAUUGCCUUGGAGAGAAGAGAGGUUCUCUCAUCUGGGCCUCAAUGGGCCGACAGUAGAGAAGCAUUUAAGAACUGGCAACAAACAGGCCUAGAGGAAGACCAUGCCGAUUACAAAAGUCUCAAAAAGAUCGUAAAAGCAGCAGUAGCACAGACUAGGGCGGCUUCAAACGAAAACUUCUAUCAAAGACUCGAGAAAGCUGAAAAUGAGAGGGAUAUUUAUAAAAUAGCCAAACAGAGACACCGAGCAACUCUUGAUACGAAAAACAAUAAAUAUAUAAAAGAUCAUCGCGGCCAGCUUCUUACAUCCCAUAAAGAUAUAAACAAGAGAUGGAAGCAAUACUAUGAGCACCUGAUGAACGAGGAUAUCCCAAGCGAAGAUUUACCACAAAUGCCUCCCAUCGCCGGACCUAUAAACUGUAUAUUUCCCGAAGAAACCAAAAAAGCAGUUUUUAACAUGAAAUAUCACAAGGCCACAGGACCAGACCAGAUACCAGCAGAUAUUUGGAAAAUGAUGGAUAAUGCUGCACUACCUUGGUUAACGUUGCUGUUCAACAGAAUCCUAGCUGAGGGCGAAAUCCCAGACUCGUGGCGAAACAGCAUACUGUGCCCUAUAUAUAAAAAUAAAGGUGAUAUAUCUGUAAACUGA